This is a messenger RNA of Electrophorus electricus (electric eel), 2633 nucleotides long. It is a transcript of the gene dipk1aa, whose product is annotated as divergent protein kinase domain 1Aa. NCBI's taxonomy places the organism in Eukaryota, Metazoa, Chordata, Actinopteri, Gymnotiformes, Gymnotidae. The record is from RefSeq and is a predicted model, not a curated record.
UACGACUACUUUUAAUUAAAUUCGCACAUGUGUGUAUGUUGAGUAAAUUUGCUUCCAUCUGUUACUUUAAAAUGCGCUGCAAUGUGAAUGGCUGUGUGUAAAAGACUUUGGCCGAGGUGUUGUCUUAACAGCUGCAGCUGAAAGUGAAAGGUCGACAGAGAACCCUAAUAUUUGUCUUCGAGCUGCAAUAUUACUCAGUUCCGUAACGUCAGAAAGUUAAGAGCAAAACGGCAGUUUUUUACGUUACAGUUAGUGGUAGGCAAAGUAAGGAUAACAAUGUGCGAGAGUAGAAAACGUUAGCUAGGCUACUUUAGUCGACGUUGCCUUUCUUGACUGUUUCCGUUGUGGGAUUCCCUUUCGCAAGUCGACUGUCUUUGAAAUGAUCUAUUUCUGCUAUGGCGAGAGGUCUGUUUUCACGGGCCUGGAUGACAAAGUCUUAUCACUUUCAGGCUCGCCUGUCUUACGUCCGAGUGAAGUACCUGUUCCUCACCUGGCUGGCGGUGUUCGUGGGAAGCUGGGUUGUGUAUGUUCAGUACUCCUCUUACACAGAGCUUUGCAGAGGGCGAGAAUGCCAAAGAACCAUUUGUGACAAGUACAGAAAAGGUGUGAUCGAUGGCUCUGCUUGUAGUAGCCUUUGUGAGAAAGGCUCACUCUACUUUGGGAGGUGUCUGUCCAGCAAGCCCAACAAUCAGGUAUAUACAGGUAGCUGGGGGGAUGUGGAUGGGGUGAUCAAGUGUCAGCUGGGUGAUGUGGUGCACUAUGAGCUGGGAGAGGAGCUAGAGCCCAGGAAGGAGACAGUUCUGUUCGACAAACCCACCCGGGGCACCUCGGUGGAGAAGUUCAAAGAAAUGGUCUCCAGCCACCUGAAGGCGAAGGUUGGCGAACAGGCCAAUCUAGCUGGACUGGUCACCCUGAUCCUGUCGUUUGCCGACAGCAAUCGGGAUGGCCACGUGUCCCUAGCGGAGGCCAAGUCAGCCUGGGCUCUGCUGCAACUGAACGAAGUCCUGCUGGCCGUGGUUCUCCAGGGCCGUGAGCACACACCCAAGCUGCUAGGCUUCUGUGGUGACCUCUACGUGGUGGAGCGCGUGCCCUACACACCACUGUACGGCCUGAGCCUGCCAUGGCUGCUGGAGCCAUGGGUGCCAACAGGCCUGCGGCGACGCCUGGAUCAGUGGUUCACGCCCUCGUGGCCACGCAAGGCCAAGAUCGCCAUUGGCUUGCUGGAGCUGGUGGAGGACGUGUUCCAUGGGCCAUUUGGCAGCUUCCUGGUGUGUGACAUGCGGGCGGGCAGCUUCGGCUACACGGAGCGCUAUGACCUGCGGCUGGUGGACGGGCGGCGCGUGGUGCCUGAGGAGGCCUUCCGUCGCGCCAUGCACCUCCGUCGUUGCCAUGACGAUGACGACUGUGCGUACGGCGCUGACUGCAGGGCGGCAUGCAACCCCACUGAGCAGCGCUGCAUGGGUCAGGUGAGCCAGCCCAACCUGGCUCGGGCAUGCGGUGCACUGAAAGACUACCUCCUGCGGGGGGUACCAGCGCUUGUGCAGGAAGAGCUGGAGAAGCAGCUCUAUGCCUGCAUGGCACUUCAGGGUUCAGCCGAGCACAUGGAGAUGGAGCACGCAUUAAUCCUCAACAAUCUGAAGACCCUGCUGUGGAAACAGAUUUCACACACCAAGGACUCCUAAAUGAGUGACCCGUAAAUGGACACCAGCACAGCUACUAUUGAGCCAGGUUUGAAACUGAGCUAGGUUGAGGCAUGGAACAGUAAGCGAUCAGCAUUCUAGCAAUAGUGUGCGUCCAUUGUGGUACUGACCCAUAUCUAUGGCCCUUUCUUCCAGCAGAGAAAUUAGGUGGUAAAAGAGCCUAUCCAUAUUUUUAUUCUAUUCCAGCUACAGACACACCUCAGACACUCAAUCAAUGACCCUCAUCAGAAAAUGGAGCACAACAAAAACAAAACUGGCUGAGGGUUCUUGAGGAGUGGAUUGAAAACUUCUGCAUUACUGUAUCUAAUGCCAAUGUACAUGUGCAGCACAUUCAUUUGUACUUGCUGUUUGAUGUUUUCGGACUGAAUCCUGCCAAUACCCAAGUGAUCACUGAUUGUGCACUUACUUACACUUCCUUCAAGUCUAAUGAAGGGGAAACUGAAGCUUUUUGCAUCCAUUGUAGGAUGACAACAUGAAGUACAGAACACUAAAGCAUGUGCAGUCUACAGCCUGUGCUGCCCCUACAGUUCAUAGGAGGGAGGCAGUGUGAUCUUGGAACAGUGGGAUCAAAUGCAGAAAAUUAAGUGGCUAGUUGUAUGGCUCUUUUGGUCUGCAGAGCAUGUGUGCUGGUACUGAAAUCGGUACGAUUUCACCAUCAGAUUGCUGGGACUGAAAUCAUCUCAAUUUCCUACAUUAACAACUUCCCUAAAUUCCAGUUAUGGCUGAUCACUCAGCUGGAUUGAUAGUCUGAUUACACUCAGUUUUAUGACUGGGUGUUUUGUAUUACAAUUCAACUGAUCAUGAACAUUAAAUCAUGUGCAAUCAUGUCAACAAUCCAUUGCUGAAGGUCAGUGUUGCUGUCUGAGAAUGAAUGUUUUUUUUUUUGAAGUAUAAAUGCAUGACUUUGCACAUUAAAAUGUUUUGUUGCACUCA